UACAAGUAUUUAUAUAAUAUUAUUGACAUUAUCAUAAUAAUAUUGGGAUAUUAUUCCCUGUCAGGUUUAUCUGUCCAUUUUCCCCCGAUGCUUUUAUUGUGAAGAGUUCCGGGUAGCCGCUGUGUCUGUUACCGGUUGGUCCGACAUUAAUCCGCCGAUAGCUUCCUUCCUCCCGGUUUCACGGACACUUUCGGUCGGUACCGACAUGAUGAAGCUCGACGUGCUGCGGCUGUUCGUAGAGCAGCGACUCUCCGCCGUUACCGACGACAUCUUCCGCCGUUUGGCCCGAACCAUCACCGAAUAUGACCGAGAGGUGUCCCGAUUAAAGCAAGAGAUCGACCGACAGCGGAGACUCCUGGAGGACAGAGCCCUGGACAGACCGAGGGACACAACGGAGGAGAGCGCCCAGGGUGUUCUGCAGGUGAGGGGGCAGAGCCUUGGUGUGCACAUUAAACAGGAAGAGAGCGGAGCCUCAGGAGCAGAGGAGCUGGGUGCUAAGUUCACACCGAGUCCUGAUUGGCUGAGGGAGACACCUGAAACCGACCAGAGUCCUUCGUCCAAUCAGAUCCAGUCCUGCGGGAAGGAGGUUGGGCGUUUCACCGCAGAGGAGGAGCAGCAGGUGAGGGGGUGGGGCUUCAGUCUGCACAUCAAACAGGAAGAGGGCGGAUCCUCGGCACUAGAGGAGACAGAUGCCAAGUUCGCACCGAUUCCUGAUUGGCUGACGGAGUGCAAUGAUGAUAAUGGAAGUCCUUGUUCCAAUCGCAGGCAGCCCCCCAGAGAGGACAGCUGUCUGAUGAGACCUGCACCUGAAGGGAUUUGCACACCUGCAGACCACAACCAGAGCUCUGCUGUCCAAUCAGAGUCCUCAACUGAGGACAGCGACAACACUCAGUCUGAACCAGCUCCCCAGGGGACUCGGGGGACUCGGCCUCCUGUGGACCAGAGGCUUCUGGUCUGUGGCAGCUGUGGACGAGAGUUCAGCUCAAAGCGGACUCUGAGGAAACACAUUAGACGAAACACGUCCCAGGACCAGGACAGGAUGUCCUGCAGCCUGCGGAGACAGAUGGCGCCCUUCCAGAGUCCUGCCAAGUCCUUCAGCUGCCGAGUCUGUGGCAGUUCCUUCUACACACAGGGCAUCCUGGUCCGCCACGCGGAGAACCACUGCAAGGAGCCCGAGAACCGGUGUGGGGCCUGCGGGGACCAUCUGGAGUCCACUGAGACCCUGAGAGACCACCUGAGGUCUCACAAAGAGGUGGGCAGCACCUGUGAUGUGUGUGGUAGGAAGUGCAGCUCCAUCAGGAGGAUGGAGAUACACAAACGGGUCCACACCGGUGAGAAGCCGUACCGCUGCGGAUUCUGUGGACGGGACUUCAGCAGAAAGGAGAGUUUGGAGAGACACUUGAAGGUCCACAGUGGGGACAGACUUCACUACUGUGGACUCUGCAGGAGGACGUUCACCAGGAGAGAGUACCUGGUCCAACACCUGGAGACAGACCACAUGGAGAGACCGGGUCCACCUGCGGGGACAGAGUGGACGGAGAGGACUGAGACGUUCGCUGUGAUGACGUCCAUCUGAAAAUGAGACAAUGAUUCAUGAAUUAAAAAUCACUUCCUUAUAUUUCAUUAUUUAAUCAGUGACAUCAUCAUUACAUUAUCAUAAUCCUGCAGCUGAUUGGUUAUUGAUUGUGUCAGUUUACAAUAAAGAGACGGACAUU
This is a messenger RNA of Epinephelus moara (kelp grouper), 1715 nucleotides long. Its product is annotated as zinc finger protein 691-like. The transcript has 2 exons. Bases 206 to 1576 code for a protein of 456 amino acids. The record is from RefSeq and is a predicted model, not a curated record. Gene Ontology annotation, molecular function: chromatin insulator sequence binding. Gene Ontology annotation, cellular component: chromosome. Gene Ontology annotation, biological process: regulation of transcription by RNA polymerase II. Lineage: Eukaryota; Metazoa; Chordata; Actinopteri; Perciformes; Serranidae.